Messenger RNA from Electrophorus electricus (electric eel), 1282 nucleotides. RefSeq names its product MNAT1 component of CDK activating kinase (gene mnat1). Lineage: Eukaryota; Metazoa; Chordata; Actinopteri; Gymnotiformes; Gymnotidae. The record is from RefSeq and is a predicted model, not a curated record. Gene Ontology annotation, molecular function: cyclin-dependent protein serine/threonine kinase activator activity. Gene Ontology annotation, biological process: nucleotide-excision repair; regulation of transcription by RNA polymerase II; positive regulation of cyclin-dependent protein serine/threonine kinase activity. Gene Ontology annotation, cellular component: transcription factor TFIIH holo complex.
UGUAGCCCGAACUGCUUCUGACCGCCACACAAAUGAUUAGUUUGGCUAAAUGACUAGCGCAAGAUAAAGAACACUUAACAUUUUGUGGACAGUUUCGGUAUAAUCAAUCAUGGACGAUCAGGGAUGCCCAAGAUGCAAAACAACAAAAUACAGAAACCCAUCCCUGAAGCUGAUGGUGAAUGUCUGCGGUCAUACUCUAUGCGAGAACUGCGUGGAGAUGUUGUUUGUGCGGGGGUCUGGCAACUGCGUCCAAUGCAACACCCCCCUGCGGAAGAGCAACUUCCGCCUGCAGCUCUUUGAAGACCCAGCCAUCGACAAAGAGGUGGAGAUCCGCAAACGUGUCCUGAAGAUUUAUAAUAAGAGGGAUUCGGACUUUCCCAGUCUCGGAGAGUAUAAUGACUAUCUGGAACAGGUGGAGGAAAUUGUGUUUAACCUGACGAAUAAUGUAGACAUUGAGAGUACCAAACAGAUAAUGGAGCAGUACCAGAGAGAAAAUAAAGACCUCAUCCAGAGGAACAAAGCCAAACUGACGCGGGAACAGGAGGAGUUGGAGGAGAUCUUAUUGUUGGAGCAGCAGGAUUCAGAGCAGCGGCGAUUGGAGAACUUGCAGGAGGAGCAGAGGCAGCUACAGGCCAAGAGAAAAAACAAGCAAGCCCUCCUUGAUGAGCUGGAGAGUUCCCUGUUGCCAGCCUCUAUUCUUCUGGCUCAGCAUAAGGAGCGAGCAGCUCAGCUGGAGAACCAGAUCGAAAAGCAGAAACAAACGGUCAAACCAGCCACCAUCUUCUCUACAGGCAUACUGAUGGGUCAGACUGUCUCUCUGGCCCCUGUAGUCCGGUUGGAGGAAGAGCUCUACGUCUACCAGCCUCUUCGCAUCCAAACGCUGGGCCCCGCAGUUCCUGAGCUGGAGCACCUGGCCAGGCUCGGGUAUCUGAACCACGUGCGAACAGCGACGCCACAGGACGUAGCUGGCGGUUACACGGCAGGACUCGCCUGCCACCGAGCAAUACAGGACGCCUUCAGCGGGCUCUUCCCUUCAUUUACAUAACACACGCCCACCUCUCCCUCCUCCACAGAGCACGCUUCCUCUGAGAGCUGAAGGAAAACUUCUGCAGUAGGAAUUUUCUUUUCCUCUUUUUCAGAACUGGAUUUAAGUUUAAAAAUGGGACACUUAUUGCUGCUCUUUAGUGCAAGUUGGCUGACUAAAGAGGAAGCACACUGUAUUGUACAGAUAUUUUGUGGAUUUUUGAAUGUUUGUUUAAAUAAAUUUCCAAAAAACAAAUCA